GCAGCGAAAUAGUGAACAACAUUUUUGUAUUACUGAGUUGGUUACCAUGGUUAUUCAUUUGUUUGGAUUAAAUCUUAUUAAUUUGUAUACAAAUCUAGUAGGUUAUGUUUAGGAUCAAAUAGGUUUAAGUUUCCAAUUCAAAUAAUUAUUAGUUAUUAUGUUAAAAUUUAGGGCUCUCAACACAGAGUCGUCUUCGGACGAAGAUGGACCAGUUAUUAGAAAGGAGGCGCAGGAAGAGAUUGCAAUUGACUUAUACAAUGAGGCGCUUCGAUUGCAAUGCAAUAACAAUGUGGAGAAAUCAUUGGAAAACUUGAAAAAGUUAUUGGAUUAUAAUAUACCACAAUUGGAGAGCCAAGGAGGACUUCCAAAGACCAUGUCAAAUAUCAAGUAUUCAUGUCGAAUAAACAUUGCCAGUAUAUAUUUGCAACUGGGAGAUAAGGCCAAUGCAUUGGAGAACUUUCUCAUUGCUUCAGAACUUGAUGAUACUGAUGUAACACUGUGGUAUAAAAUUGGGAUGCUUGCAUUGAAGCAGAACCAUUUCAGGCAAUCCAUGUAUGCAUUCACAAAAGGGUUGGAUUGUAAUGAUUCACAUUGGCCAUGCUUGGAUCAGCUGAUUUCAGUGCUGUUUGGAAUUGGGGACACAAUUGCCUGCUUGGAAUAUAUCAGUAAAGCACUUAAUCUUGAUCCUUAUUAUGUAAAGGGUAUUGUUGUUAGGAAACGCAUUUAUGAAAAUAAUCCAGCAACCCAGGAGUACUACAUGAAGUUCAAUCCAAGCAGUUUGGAUGAGCCUGUGGUGAAUGUUGAUAUCACAGAGGAAGAGGAAAAUGCUUAUCUGGAAGAAAUAGAAAAGUUGUAUGAUAGAAUUAAUGAAGUGGAAAAGUCUUUUGGACCAAAACCAUUACCUGUGAUACCAUUACCAGUGCCAUUGGAAGAUUACACUUGGGUUGCUUUAGGGAAGACCUUGACUGGUCUUCAUAAAUACAUUACAGACAACAAUAUGAGUCAUCUCAGUAAGAUUAACAUGAAAAAGUGUAUGAGCAAUACAGGUGAAUCAAAGGAAACUGUAGCUGAUGAGGCUAAGACUGAUGUUGUUGAGGAAUUUGGGGCACAAGAAGUAGCUGAACAGAUCAUGGAAGUAUUAAUUGAUAAUGUCUUGCUGAAUAGUGCUGGCAGAUCAGAGGAAAUGGAUGACAUUGUAGAGAGGAGAAUGUCAACAACAAGUGAGAACGACGCUACUACUCCAAUACAGACAGAUGAAAAUGAAGAAAUGGAACAAGAUAUGGAUGAGCAGGAAGAUGUGGGUGGUUCAUUAAAGUCAGUUAAAAGUCGUAUACUAAGCAGGGGUAGCAAACGAAAACGGGAUUUAGUAUCUGAUUUGCAAAUAUGGGGUUGGCACAGCAAAAGGAAGGCUGGAAAGAAGGGGAAGAAUGACAGAGAUACUAGUAUAGAGAACGCACUAACGCGCAUUAUUCCUUCUCAUCUACUACCAAACGGUAUCAAUGGAAAUAAGUAUAAUCCCAUGGAAGAUUCUAUGUCCACAAUGGAUCUAUACAAUAUGCACUUAAACGAGAACAAACCAGUGGAGUUAAUCUCACCAAUCGAUUCUCCUAUAAGUACAGAUGCUUACUCGUAUUUCGGUGGAGAUGAGGAGAAAGCAGAUGUUAAAUCGUUCUGGACUCGGAAUUGGGAAAACUGCGAUGCCAUAGAUUUAAUCGAAGAAUUCGUAUACUCUUUAUCAAAUAUAUGGCAACUGAAAUGGCCAGUACAAUUGAUAUCAAUUUACAUCGACGCUUACAAUAUGUUCAGAGAUCACUGUAGCCAUCCGAACUUAUUUGGGAAUGAUAUAUGUUUUGAAAAGUUACGAAAAGAUGCCCUGACAACGAUUCUGUAUGGAGAAUUGACGACACUGAAUAGAUACGAAAAUGAUCCGGAUAAUGAGAUACAUUGCACUUCUGUGAGCCAUCUCACACUGCUGAGCGCAUGGGACGAGAAUUGGGGUUCCGAGUACGUUAAUUUUGCUAUUCGAGUGCAUUGGUUGCGUUGUCACCUCUUUAAGAAGAGGAACGAAAACGAUUUGGCCAUAACCGCGUUGCAAUUGGUGCAAGAAUUGGUCAACGGAGAGGAAAUUAACGUGAAAAGGUUUAAGCUGCACCUGCCCAAUUGUUCCAAGUUCACGGUUAUCAGUAGUUAUAUAAUAGAGACGAUUUUAAGUAAUUUGGAGUUGAUACAUUCGUUGAGUCGCCUGGAUGAGCUGUUCAAUGGACAGAUGUACGAGGAGGUGGCGAAUAUCUUGAAGACAACAUUUACCUCUUCGAGCAACAAUGUUACGUGUGGUAAAAUUGGACGACCCGCCCAAUUGGGGAUGUUGAUGCACGCUCUUUGGUUCACCAAUCUUACGGAAUGCUUCUUGUGGACGGAAGAGUGUUUGAACGAAACGUUGGGUCAUUAUCUGAAACCUACCACGUACGAGGAUAAAUGGGAAAUGGUCCUGGAAAAAUGUUUGGCCAUCAUGCAAGAGGUUAUCAAAAACGAAACGGUAGCUGUUGUUGAUGUACUACCUGACGAGAAGAGAAAUAGAUUGAUUGAAUGUCUUUCGCUUUUGUGCGCUAGGCAAGUCAACGCGGAAAACACGAAUAAAAUGCCCAUAGGGAACGUAUCCCCUUGGAUAAUUUUGCAUUACAUUCUUCUCAGAGAUGAGCACCGACAACAAGCGAAAAAAGUAGUGCAACACGUGAAAAAGGAUAAAAUUAAAAAAAGUAAAUACGCGUUGGAGGAGGAGGAAUUACCGCCAUCAAUUGCUAUUCUAUUCUCUGCCCAUGAAUUCCUCGGUCCAAAAGGGUGGUGUUUGCAGAAUCAAGGGGAAUUGUUGCAUUUUAUGCUGGAUACGAUAAUCUAUCGUUUGGACGCACCGAUCUUCGAAUUUCUACGCGAGAAGAUCGACAUACAUUUAGAGCAGGCCUUCUUCUGCCUUUAUCAGCAUCCUUGUAAGAAGAAUAAAAUAUCUAGACAUCUUGCUGACCACAACGUAAACCCAUUGCCAUUGACCUGGUCCAGAGCGCAACAGCUAUACGAGUACUUCUGUCCAGAUGAUCUUCCUGAAUUUGAUUCGUACAAGGCAAAAUCGAUUUCGGCGGAUUUGGAACAACUGCUUCAACGCUUCACAUCCAUCGUUCCAAAGGAAUACGACCCGCAGCCUCUGUACGCCAAAAUCUACGAUUACAUAUAUUCGAAAUCUGAAGAGCUGCCGAAACCCGUCGAAUUUUCGGCUAAAAUUAAGGCUAUGUACUAUUUGCUUGGCGAUUACUACUUCAAGCAGAGCGAGUGCGAACGCAGCUACAAGUAUUAUCUGCUAGACCUCUGCAUCAGUCCAGAUCGAAUCGACUCGUGGGCUGCACUAUCUCUGGGCAUUUCCAGUCAGUUGGAACUUAAAUUGAAUCACUGCGAAAGGUAUAAGACUGAAACGGAAUUCUUGGAGAAAGCCAAUAGCGCAAGGGUGUGCUUCAAAGAGGCGCUCAAAUUGAACGAUGUUCAUAUCACGCUUUGGAUUGAAUUCGGUGCAUUUGAAUAUAUGGUGCACUCUUUUUGCUCGCGUAUCCUCAAGUACGAUUCGGAAAAAUUGAGCAUGGAGAAGUUCGAGGUGCUCGAAUCGGAGAAGGAUAGCUAUUUGGAUGGAUCACGGAAAGCGUUUGAGCUAACAUUGAAUUUGUACAGCGUCGAUCAGGCAGAACCGGAUGAGCGAUGGCUGUACCACUACAUGAUUGCUAAGAUCAGCGAAAAGAAACAGGAACAUCCAAGCGUGUACCUGCAUCAUUACAACGCAGCGGCCGAAUUGCUGCAUGAAAACAAGUGCGCGUAUCCCGAAAAAAUCAAUUACAGUAGUCCACAGCGUAUGUCCGUGGAAGCACUUGAAGUGUACUACAGGAUGAACGCUUCGAUACUGAAGUACCUGGAACUACACGACGGAAAACUGAUAACCAUGGAGGUGGGAAAGCUUUUCAAGAAGUGCUUGGAAAAUACGAUGCUGCAGAAGAUUAAGACUUUGGCUGCUCAGACGAAAGAAGCGAACAAGGCGAUAAACGAGGAAGCGAACGAAGAACGGAAGAUCAUGAGCGAGGUCAAGGAGUGCAUGGAAUCUUUAUUGAAACAAGUGGAGACCUCACUGAAGGGUGAUGAAGUCGUCGUCAUUGAUUCAGAUGAAGAAAAGAAACCAGAUUACCCAAAAAUCAGAGUGAGAACAGCACAAGACAUCAUGGAUGAAAUGAUGAGGGAAACAAUGAAGAAUUCUCCUGCACCAGACAAUGAUGUGGAAUUGGUGGUCGCUGCGGAUGAUAAUGAGAAGAUGGAAGUGGAAGAUGUCAAGUCUGAGAAAUCGUCGAAGAGUGAAGAUGAAAAUAACAUUAGAAAAUCGACGACUACUGCGACGGAAGAUUCCUCUAGUUCAUCGAGUAGCUCGUCGUCAACUUCCAGUUCAGAUUCGGAGAGCGAAGAUAGCAGUUCUUCGAGUAGUUCAUCUUCGGACAAUUCCAAUGAGAAUUUAUCCGAGGCUGAAAUCCUUAGCUUAGUCGAUAAAUGCAUUCUAGGUCUCGAACAAUGCAUCCGAAGGCUACCGCAGAAUUAUAAGGCUCUAUACCGAUUGGCACACGUCUACUAUUCGUAUUCCAAGAAGAAAGAUUUAAGCAAAUCGAAGCAAUUGUUACUUAGCGAGUACAAGUGCAAGAACAGUUGUUUAGUGCCCGGAUUAUUCUCGGAGAGGAAACACAACAACUUCUUUAAUGGAAUUUGGAGAAUACCGUCGAGCGAGGUGGAUCGACCUGGAUCUCUAUCUGCCCAUAUGAGCCGAUGCGUGACUUUGCUUCUGCAAGUGUUGCAAGACACGAACGACCACAAAACGCUACUGGAAUUAUGUUUGCAAUUGAAGAAGCAGCCGGAUCUGGACAAGAUUUACAUAAGACACAGUGAGCGAUUGCAAUUGUCUGAUCAAGCUUUAGGUAUGUGCAUACAAUCCCUGCGCUCGCAAGUUAAAAAUAUAACAACGGUGUCGCCAAUCCUUGCCGACAAGCUGUUAGUGGACAUGUUCAAGGCUUUCCAGAAGAGCAAGAAUUCAUUACCGCAACACGAGAAGACGUUCUCAAGCAUCCUGGUUGAUGCAUACAAGACUCUGAUGGGAGAUAAGAUUUCCGAUUCGGCCAAUGUUUUGGAUAUGGCCAUCAAGUACUGUCAACAAAGUAAGAUCGCUGAAAAAGCGAAGCACCAGCAGCAACCAACGCAGACCACACCUAAAACACCACUAUUGGCUGUGCCUCCUACGGUGUUGCCUACGCCGACCAACGUUUCUCCGAUGGUUACGCCGAUGAAGAGACCCAAUUUGGGAAGGCCCAGAGGUCGACCACCAGGACCAGGAAAGUCUCCAAGGGGUCGUAGCCCCAUGACCACCGGGACAAAUCCAUUCUCCUGGCAAAACGCUGUUUUCAAUUCUUCCGUUGGUUUGGAUUACCUGAAACAGUAUCAAGAUGAAUUGAUCAAACAGUACAGCCAGACAAUCACCAACCAACUGAAAUCCCAAUUAGGACAAUCUAUGUUCCAUGCGGCAACUCGUAUGACCCAACCAACGGCGGCGGCGGCAGCUGCAGCCAACAUGUUGAAUCCCACCAACUUUGUUCAAACGCUACAACAGAUGAGCGGUUUGAAUGCGCUUGCCACCAAUCAACUUGCGCAAAGUUUGAGCCAGAUGAAUCCAAGCUUACUGAAUAACGUCGCCAAUUCUCAAUUGAGUGCGGCGACUAGCGCAUCCCAAUUGCCCACUCAGGAAACUUUCAGGCAGUUACUUGCCAUGAAUCAAUUGCCGAAGGCUCAGAAACAGCCAAAAGUUCCGAAGCACUCGAAAUCCAGUAAAUCAUCGACAACGGCCACUGGUUUUAAAUACCCUGCCGCCGAGUUGUUCAAAACGAAAAUGAAAGAUACAUCGAAAAUGCAAUCAUAUCAUCAACUAAUUAAGGAAGCACCGAAGGCUCAUAGCUCCAAACCGCAACUUCCAGCUGAUAGCACAAACCUGAUCAAAGAUAGACCCAAUAUUUCUAUAAUACCGGUUGCACAACCGCAAACCAUUUCACCUGUCUCUUCGAGUCCAGGAAAAACACUUCAAGAGAAACUUGCGGAUAAGCAGAAACAGCAGAAGAGUGCCGCUGCCAAAUCUCUAGAUUUUGUGCACCAAAAAGAGCAACAGAAAGCAUCAUACUCGGGGUACAAACCGAACGUUCUAUCCCAAAUACCCAAAUCUUUGGACGUUAUACCGAACUUUCUCAUGGAAUCCGGCAUAUCGAUUAGUCAAGUGCAGCAGCAAAAAACGAAAGCUGUGGAAAUAUCGCCGGUGAGGAAAGACGCCGGCAGCUCAAAAGCGCCCAACAAUCUUCCUAUAUCUUUAUCCGUUAUUAAGAAGCAACAGGAGAAACAAAAUAAGCCAUCACUGCCGCCCGGCGAUGACGAUGAUGUAAUUAUUAUUGAAUAAU
Nicrophorus vespilloides is the source of this 6506-nucleotide messenger RNA. Its product is annotated as calcineurin-binding protein cabin-1-like. Gene Ontology annotation, molecular function: protein binding; nucleosome binding. The coding region runs from base 158 to 6505 and encodes 2115 amino acids. Gene Ontology annotation, cellular component: nucleus. The record is from RefSeq and is a predicted model, not a curated record. Lineage: Eukaryota; Metazoa; Arthropoda; Insecta; Coleoptera; Silphidae. Gene Ontology annotation, biological process: chromatin organization. The transcript has 20 exons.